AUGGAGGCCAGAGCGCUCUGGCUGCUGCUGCUGGUCCUGGCCUUGGGGUCCUCUGGCUUUGCCAAUGAGUAUGUCGGCCUGUCGGAGAACCAAUGUAAGGUCCCAGCCAAGGAGAGGGUGGACUGCGGCUACCCUGGGGUCACCCAGGAGCAGUGUAACAACCGGGGCUGCUGCUUCGACUCCAGCAUCCGGCAGGUGCCCUGGUGCUUCAAGCCUCUGCAGGAGACAGCUCCCACUGGGAGGACUCCCUCCUUGGGAGGGACUGUGCCUGUGCAAGCAGCAGGUGGCCAUGUACCUGGGUGGUUCACCACCUGGCUCUACCUGGGCCGCACCCCACCACAUCUUGGGCGAGAUUGCCUGCUGUGA
Castor canadensis (American beaver) is the source of this 366-nucleotide messenger RNA. NCBI's taxonomy places the organism in Eukaryota, Metazoa, Chordata, Mammalia, Rodentia, Castoridae. The record is from RefSeq and is a predicted model, not a curated record.